GUCCUGCGUUGUUAUGUCUUGAAAAGCAUUUGUAAGGGAAAAAUACCAAGACAGCUGAAUGGCUUAAUAUCCAUAAUUCCAAUAAAGGGAUCUCGUGCUGUGCCGAUUUCAUUUUCGUAGCAAUUAUCACUCUGAUAAACUGCAUAGCCAUACAAAACAAAACCUUCAGCCAUCAGACCGCACAUCUGGGGAUUUGAGCGGAUUGAGGACUGUUUAUUUCGCUUCGCGAAGCAAACCCGGAUAUUUGUGCUUUGACUGCGUGUUCCCCCACGUUCCUCUUCCUCUCGCAGCCUGCAUUCAACUGACUGCAGCUGCCGCGCAUUGGGAAAGGGAUCCGAAACCGUGGUGGAAUCGGACAAAAUGGGUCCGCGUCCGUGGUUUUUUGUGACAUUUAUGUGGAUUUUUGCGCUCAAACCCGACAAUAUCCACAGUCUUAACAACGAAGAGGACCAGUCGCAAGAUAUGGAAUGCAAAAUGAAGAGCGUCACGGUGUCCGCGUUGCCGUUUUUGAGAGAAAACGACCUGAGCAUCAUGCAUAGCCCCUCGGCCUCCGAGCCGAAGCUUCUGUUCUCCGUCAGGAAUGAUUUUCCGGGAGACAUAGUGGUUGUCGACGAUCUAGAAAAUACCGAGCUCCCAUUCUUCGUUUUAGAGAUUUCUGGGAACUCGGAGGACAUUCCUCUGGUGCGAUGGCGACAGCAGUGGCUGGAGAACGGCACUCUGCUCUUCCACAUCCACCACCAGGACGGCAGUCAGAACCUCCCGGGCCUGGCCACCACAGAUGACCCUGCCAGCGAGGCGGCCGAAGAGGAGCUCCGCAUCCUGCACAUCUCUGUCAUGGGUGGCAUGAUCGCGCUGCUGCUCUCCAUCCUGUGCCUGGUGCUGAUCCUGUACACGCGCCGGCGCUGGUGCAAGCGACGCCGCGUGCCCCAGCCCCAGAAGAGCGCCAGCGCCGAGGCGGCCAACGAGAUCCACUACAUCCCCUCGGUGCUGAUGGGCGGGCAGGCGCGCGAGAGCCUGCGCAACUCGCGCGGCCAGGGCCACAACUCCAGCGGCACGCUGAGCAUCCGCGAGACGCCCAUCCUGGACGGCUACGAGUACGACAUCACCGACCUGCGCCACCACCUGCAGCGUGAGUGCAUGAACGGCGGCGAGGACUUCACCAGUCAGGUGACUCGCACGCUGGACUCGUUGCAGGGCUGUAACGACAAGGCCAACAUGGACCUGACACCGGGGUGUGACAGUACAAAACUGUCCUUAAUGAGCAAGUACAAGGAUAACAUCAUAGCCACCAGUCCUGUCGACAGCAAUCACCACCAGCAAAACACCCUCCUCCCACACAACACCUCCACCAACCAGCGCAAGCGUCUGUCCAGCAAAACACGCGCGGGUUCGGCCUUCCUGAACCCGGACGGCGACUCGGGCACCGAGGCCGACAGCGAGCCCCAGCUGACCUUCUACACCGAUCCCAACCGCAGCCGGCGUCGCAGCCGAGGUAUGCGAAAUGGUAACGCCAACACAGCCUGGGGCUCCGGGGGCUCCCCGCGCAGCCCCGUCAACAAGACCACCCUGACUCUGAUCAGUGUGGUCAGCUGUGUGAUCAGCCUGGUCUACUCCUCACACCUGGCCUGCACCCUCACCGUCAAAGUCAUCCUCCACGUCCCUGAGCACCUCAUCGCCGACGGCUCCAGGUUCAUCCUGCAGCAGGGCAGUCAGCUGGACGCGUCGGAUUGGCUAAACCCGGCCCAGGUGCUGAUCUACUACCAGAACGAGAGCGGGCCCUGGAUCAACGAGCUGUGUGGCCGGCGCCUGCUGGACCCCUGCGAGCACCAGUGUGACCCGGAGACAGGUGACUGUCUCUGUUUCGAUGGCUACAUGCGAGACCCUGUGCACAAGCAUCUCUGUAUUCGUAACGAGUGGGGUCCAAACCAGGGUCCCUGGCCCUACACCAUUUUCCAGCGCGGGUUUGAUCUGGUGAUGGGAGAGCAGCCAUCCGAUCGCAUCUUCAGGUUCACCUACACACUGGGUGAAGGCAUGUGGCUGCCACUGAGCAAAAGCUUUGUGAUCCCGCCAGCUGAGCUGGCCAUCAACCCCUCAGCCAAGUGCAAGACAGACAUGACUGUCAUGGAGGACGCUGUGGAUGUCAGAGAGGAGCUCAUGAUUUCCUCGUCCUUCGACAGUCUGGAGGUCCUGCUGGACUCAUUCGGUCCCGUGCGUGACUGCUCAAAGGACAACGGUGGGUGUAGCCGGAAUUUCCGCUGCAUCUCUGACCGCAAGCUGGACUCCACUGGAUGUGUGUGCCCACCUGGCUUGAGCCCCAUGAAGGAUGGCACGGGCUGCUACGACCACCACAUUGGCAUCGACUGCUCGGACGGCUUCAACGGCGGCUGCGAGCAGCUGUGUCUUCAGCAGCUGGCACCUCUGGAGGAGGACCCCACCCUCUACAACAUCCAGAUGUUCUGCGGCUGUAUAGAGGAUUACAAGCGAGGGCCAGAUGGACGGUCCUGCCAGCCCCUGUCUGAGGCGUGCACGGAUGCAGUGGACUGUGCCGAAGCGGCGGACAUCCCGGCCAACCAGACGGUGUUCGGGGAUCUCUUCUAUGGUUACAGCAACCACACCAAGGAGAUCAUGUCCGGGCAGGUCCUAAAGGCCACCUUCAGACAGAAGAACUUUGCUCGAGGCAUUGAACAGCAGCUCCCAGAUGGCAUGGUGGUAGCAUCCAUCCCAACAGAGGUCCAGUGCCACGAGGAAUUAUCUGACCCUGUGCCCGACCCGGAAUACUUAACUGGAAUGGUGAACUACAGUGAGGUCACUGGCUAUCCUCUUGUUCAGCACUGGAGACUGAGAUCCAUCCUGUACCACGUCAAGCUGAAUCAGUGGGUGCUCUCCCAAGCCUUCAGUUCAGCCGUUCACUCACUGGACGGAGCAACUCUCCGCAGUGACUUUGUUUCCAUCCUGAAGGAGUUCGGGAACCACUUCAUCCAGGAGGCUGUCUACGGGUUCGAGGAGUCCUGCACCAUCUGGUAUCCGAACAAACAAGUCCAAAGGCAGCUUUGGCUGGAGUACCAGGACAUCAGCAAAGGGAACUCUCCAUCAGACGAGUCGGAGGAACGUGACAAAGAGUCGCGCACACUUACCUACCCGGCCUACAUCGCCAGCCUGCUGGACUCGGGUGCCAAGCGCAUGGCGGCGGGGGUGCGCAUGGACUGCAGCAGCCAGGGCCAGUGCCCGCGGUCCUGCCACCUCUGCCACAUGAGCCCUGGGCCCGCACGUCCCGCCGAACCCGUCCUGCUCCAGGUCACCAAGGCCACGCCUGUCUACGAGCUCGUCUCCAACAACGAGACCUACCAGGCCCUGCAGGAAGCCAUGAUGAGCAUGCUCUGGUGCUCUGGCAAGGGCGAUGUCAUUGACGACUGGUGCCGCUGCGACUCCAGUGCCUUCGGGGCCGAUGGCCUGCCAAUCUGUGCCCCACUGCCUCAGCCUAUGUUGAGGCUGUCCCACACAUAUGAGCCCAGCAGCUCAUUGGUUAUUGUAGAAUGGAAGCACACCGAGCCACAUAUCGGAGUGCGCAUCGUCGAUUACCUCAUCAGUCAAGAGAAAGUGACAGAGAGGACCGACCACUCCAAAGUGGAAACAGAGACAAUGUUGAGUUUUGUGGAUGACAUCCUGUCUGGAGCCAAGUCUCCGUGUGUGAUGCUGGGGGACAUCCUGGACCCACUGACCUCCAUCUCCAUGAUCAUUCGCUGCCUUGAGCCAGACACCACCUACAUGUUCCGGCUGUGGGCUGUGGAUAACACCGGCAGACGCUCUGACCCGAGUGAGGUCACUAUCAAGACUCCCUGUCCUGCAGUGGACGAUGUCAAAGCACAAGAAAUCGCAGACAAGAUCUAUAACCUCUUUAAUGGAUACACCAGUGGAAAAGAGCAGCAGACAGCGUAUAACACUCUCAUGGACUUGGGCUCUCCCACUUUACAUCGAGUGCUAUAUCACUAUAACCAGCGCUACGAGAGCUUUGGGGAGUUCACCUGGCGAUGUGAGGAUGAACUGGGACCAAGGAAGGCCGGCCUGAUCCUCACGCAGCUGGACGAGCUGAGCGGCUGGUGUCGGGCCCUGCUGCAGGAGCCCAAGAUCGGCCUCCGCCGGGCCUCACUCAAACACCUGUCCUGCCGCUACACUGACACCAAGGCGUUUGGCCUCAACUGGGUGGACCUCGGCCAAGACUUACAAAAGGCCUGCGACGAGCAGCUCCUCCCUGUGCUAUACAAUGACUAUGGUGAGCCCAGGGAGUUAUGAAUGUCACAAACACACAAGGGAUUAAUCAAACGUCCGUAACAGGCUUCUUUUCCAAUGUUUGUGGUCAGGAUCCCUUAAUGUUAUAUACAUGGGGCUUUGUGAGAUCAAACUUUUUUUUUUUAUUGUUUACUGUUUUGUUUUUGAGUAAAACUCUUAAGGUGAGACUUAGAAGGGUUACUGGAGGGAUGGUUAAGACUUACAUGUUUUUUUAUUUUAUUAUUAUUAUUAUUAUUAUUAUUAUUAUUAUUAUUUCUUUUCAAUUUACCAUUUAUGUGAAGUUAAAUGCUAAUAAUUUCUGACUGCCUGAUAAUGUUGUUGUGUAUAUCAUCCCAUAUAAAGUAGAUACUGGGAUGGCUCUCAUGGGUAGACUGGUUUACUUUUUUAAAAAGAGCAGAAAAAAUCCCUAGUUAGUGUGCAAAUUAUGUGUCUCUAUGUAGUGCAUAUAGGUAUGGAAGACUAUUAAAGGAUUUUAUUAAAAAGAUUCUGGCAUAGAACUUGUACAAAUAAAUGAUUUCGUUACAUGCUGAAUGUAGUAUUCAAAAUGAAAAGCUUCAAAAUAGGAUUUAAACUGAUGUACAGGUCUUUUUUAUGGAGGAAGAACAUGCUGAAAGGUUGUGUACAGUUCAAUGUGUUAUAUGUUUCUGUUUUUUAUGACACAAUAUUCAACACGAGAGUGAUUAAAUUUGCCAAAAUUGUUAGACUAUUACAAUAUAUCGAUGUCUACAAUCAUUACCAUACCACACUGGCAGUGGAGAAUACAAAUCCCAACAGUCAUACGUAUAUACCUCUGUCAAACCACUGUCACCUUCCUUGUGAAUUGAACAGUGACAUCUGUGAACUGAAAUGAUGUUGGAUAUUGGGCUAACCAUGCUGAAACAUUGCCUUUUUCGCCAUAUUCAAUGUAAUUACAAUGACAGGUGAUGCCCUGAUUGAACAACAAACACAAGUCAGGCCAACAGUAGGGACCUCCUGUUUGUAUUCUUCUCUUGCUAUUUCUACAGUAAAUGGUAAUGGCGUAGUAGGCAAGACCACAUCGUCUCUGUGGUGCUGAAUUCUAACACUAGAGUAUGCUUGCUAUUUUUAGGUUUACUGACAUGUUGUAAGCUAAUAUAUUGUGCACAUUUUCUUCAACCUUUGAUAUUAAAAAUAAUAAUGUUGAUGAUGAUAAUAAUAAAGAAUACAAUAUGAAAUACAA
This is a messenger RNA of Alosa alosa (allis shad), 5485 nucleotides long. RefSeq names its product astrotactin 1 (gene astn1). The transcript is spliced from 23 exons. The record is from RefSeq and is a predicted model, not a curated record. The coding region runs from base 361 to 4290 and encodes 1309 amino acids. Gene Ontology annotation, molecular function: protein binding. Lineage: Eukaryota; Metazoa; Chordata; Actinopteri; Clupeiformes; Clupeidae. Gene Ontology annotation, biological process: neuron migration; neuron cell-cell adhesion.